AUGGCGAUGAUGCCGACGCUGCGGCGCCGUGCGGUGUGCGCCCUGGCGCUCCUGGCGCUGCUCUGCGGCUUAUGCUGCUGCGCCUCCGUCGGCGACACGGCGGCGACUGCGACUGAGGCGACGGUGGAAGUGUCGUGUUCGAACACCGACAAGAAGUUAAGUUGGCGCUUUCCCGGCGAGGCUACUUGGACACCGUGCAGGAGUUUUGAGAUGGGGGAACGAAACGUUCACUGUUGGCAUUUGUGCAGGGACGCCGAAGAGCAGUUCGAGGAGUGGCGGUGUGCCACGGCGUGUGCUGGAGCCAACGAGAGCGCUGUUGCGUUCACGAUGAAAUAUUCUCUUUUUGAAGGAGAGCGCGGGUUUUGCAGGGAAUUGCCGACGUCAAGCACUACCGCCGCCGCCGCCGCUGAGAAGCCAGACAUUUGCCGGCGACCGUCCGCGGGGCCGGUGUUGCCGGAAGUCACCGCCGCCGGAAAACCUCCUGGCGGCGGCGGAGCGCAGCCGCCAGCGGCAUCUGCAGCGGGCACCCCGGCGGCCGAAGGUGCGGGCAGCGCUGAACACCGCGCAGACGCAGCCGCCACUGUCGAGACGCCCGGA
Trypanosoma conorhini is the source of this 597-nucleotide messenger RNA. RefSeq lists its product as uncharacterized. Lineage: Eukaryota; Euglenozoa; Kinetoplastea; Trypanosomatida; Trypanosomatidae. The record is from RefSeq and is a predicted model, not a curated record. The transcript has a single exon. The annotation marks the transcript as partial.